AUGAGUUUUCCAAAACGAAAACAAACGGGAACGUUAUAUCCUUGGUCUCAAAGAAAACUCUCAAUUUCUAAUCCAUUUCCUCGUUAUGGUCAUUCUGCAAGUCAAAAUGCCAUAAAUAAUGAACUAUUUUUGUUUGGUGGAAUCGCUAGGGGAAAACCUAGAAACGAAGUUUUUACCGUAGAAGUCAAUACACUUAAUGUUCUUGCCUUCGUCACUUCGGGUGAAGUGCCUUCGCCACGAAGUGGUCAUACGCAAGUAAACAUUGGAACAAAUAUAAUUGUUUUCGGAGGAUUAACCAAUGAAUCGAUGACCGAUGAAAAUUUAUAUAUCCUUGACAUUGCAUCAAAGGUAUGGAGCAUUUCCGUAUUUGAAGAUCCUCCAUUAUCACGUCAUGGACAUUCGGCAACCAUUAUCGGAGGAAAAAUGUAUAUCUUUGGUGGUCAACAUGAUGGAAAAUACUUGAACGAUUUAAUUUCUUUUGAUAUAAAAUCUCGAAAAUGGGAUGUUAUUAUUCCACGUGAUCAAUUCCCACCCGGUCGUUCCGGACAUAUUUCUUAUGCAUAUAAAGAAAAAAUUUACAUCUUUGGUGGAAUCGAUGAAAAUCAAUGUUAUAAUGAUACAUGGUGUUAUGAUACUUGGGCAAACUCAUGGGCAGAACUAUUAUGUACAGGAUAUUUUCCACUUCCACGACAUGAUCAUGGAUCCACUAUGGUUAAUGAUAUAAUAUAUGUGUUUGGUGGUAAAACUUAUGAUAAAAAAGAACAAGGCGAUUUGGCUGUAAGUGAUCAAAGAUGGUUCAUGUUUCAAAAAAUGGGACCUGCCCCAUCCUCGCGAUCUCGACAUACGAUGACUGCUGCGGGGGAUAAAAUUUUAGUACUCGGUGGUGAAUCUAUGAACUCACCUAAACCUGAUGAAGAAGGAAUAAUACACAUAAAAUACCCAUCGGUAUCACAACAGGCAAUUCCGCAGCAAAUACAACAAGGAUCGCAACAAAAGAAACAACUUUCUCCCCAAGCUAAACAAUUAUCGCCUAAAGAACUUUCUCCAAACUUAAUUGAUAAUAAUGGAAGUAUGCGUCUGAAGCAUAUAUUUCCCACAUCAAGACAAAGUUCGAAUCAAAAAUCACGCAAUGAAGACGAAAAAUCUCAUAGUUCAAAAUCAGGUAGUACAGAUGACACACUCUCUACACAACAAUUUCAACAAGCGCAAAUUUCUUCUCGUUCAAUAAGUCCUUUUGGUUCUCCGCGGAUGGCACCAGAAAACACAGGAGGAGGAAUGUAUUCUUCAAUACCUCCUGGGUAUCCAAGAGGUCCCGCAAGCUAUUCACGUCAGGGAUCACCGUCUCCAAGAGGGAUGUCCGCUUAUGACGUUAACACAAUCGCAAUGUCAAAUUCAAAGGGAAACCCUCCCGAGCAGAUAAUUUAUAUGGAACGUUCUACUUCUCCUCAAUCACGUUCACAAUACGGAAACGCCGAAAGUCUUCGAAAGAAAACGUCUUCCCCAUUUGGCAAUGCGAUUGAUGAAAUCUCAAAACAACAACAAAAUAAUGAUAAUCUUCAACAACAGAGAGGGAAGAAACAAUUUGAAAACCCUCGUCAAGCUCCUCGUCCUCCUAACCCAAAUAUGAAUACCUUGGACAAUCAAAGUAAAUCGGUCCCCUACAGCGGUAUGUCGAGUGACAAAGGAAAUUUUACCGGAGGGUUGUUGAUGUCACCCACUGCACCCUCAUCGCCGGCAUCUCAAAACUCUAAUACGAUGCCACCAAGUCCCAUGUCUUAUGAAGAAGUGAAUUCUUUGUCGUCAACAAUCACGAAUAGUCCUGUUGAAGUUUCCGAUACUGUCGAUCAUUCUCCGGCACGUAUCGAACGCGACGAUUUGACACGCGAAUUACAGCAACGCGAUCAAAUUAUAUCUACGUUUAAAAGGCGUGAAAUGUGGUUUAGAACCGAAUUAACUUUAGCUAGAAAAUCCGGAUAUACCCCAGGUAAUGAUACCGACAAUCCUCCGCCUGAUGGUAUCGAUAUUGAACAUUUAUUGGAUAUGAAAGAAUUAAUGCUUGUAGCAAAUCAAGCUCAAAUUUCAUCUCAAAAAAUCACAGAAUCCGAACGAGCGCGUACUGCUGCAUUACAAGAAGCAGCAUAUUUUAAAGCAAAAUUAACGGCUAUAAUGAAUUCAUCAGAAUCAAAGUUAGCAAGCAUUGAAGUAAAACGUGCCAACGACCUUGAAAAACGGUUAACGCAAGCAUUAACCGAGAAAGAAAAUAUACAUAAUAAAUACAUGCAAUCUCAACAGAAGUUAAAUUAUGAAACCGCUAUUAGGGAAUCAGCUGAAGAACAAACGAAAAUCGCUACAUUUCGUGCUGAAGAAGCUGAAGAAGCCCAUGCACGUGCUUUAUCAAACCUUGCAACUCUUCAUUCUCGUGCUACCACAGCCGAAGCUUUACUAAGGGAAACUAAAACGAAAUUAAUAGAAACAUCUGCAGAUUUAACACAAAACCGUUCAGGAAAUGAUAGCAUUCUGUCACAAUUAAAUAAACUUCAACAGUCCGUCGAACAACAUCAACGAGCGCUUGAAAAAGCAAACGACGCUCUUACGGUCGCCAAUGAAAGAACGAGUGAAUUUGAAAAGUUAUGGAAACAGUCAAGGCAAGAAAUUCAGAUAUUAGAAAAAGAAACUUCGAGCCUACGAGCCGAACUGGAUGUUAAAAUGCAAGAUUUAGAUCGCUUAAAAGCAAGAGCCAUUGAAAUGGAAAGUUUACUAGAUAAAGCACACAAAGAAAGCGAAACGAUGAGAGCAACCAUACAAGAAGGGAUGAAUAAUUUAUUGGAUAAUUCCUCAAAGUCGAAUUCUGACUUAAGUAAUUACUUAAAUGUUACGGAUAAACUUCAACUUGUUGAACAAGAACUUUCUGAACUUAAAAUAAUUCAUGCUGAAACACAAAGAUUUGCUAAUGAUGCCUCAACCGAUUUAUCAGAUGCCAAAGUUAAAAUUCUGCAAUUAGAAUCGUCCGUUAUGAAAGCUCGUUCAGAAUCUGCGCAAUUACAACGUAGGCUGGGAGAAAGCAAUGAUGAAAUUAUGAAGAUAAAAGUGCGUUUAAGGGAAAAAGAACGAACCUUAGACGAAAAGGUUCGAGCCCUUGAAGAUUCUGAAGUUAAAGCUGGAAUGAUGCGUGACGUCAUGACCGAAAGAGGAAUAUUAUUUGGUAACUUGACAGGAGGUCAACAAGCGUCAACGUCUUUGCAAUUUAGAGAAAUGGAAGCGCGUUACAGGGAAUUAGAAAAUAUGUAUACUAAAGCACAAGCUGAAAACGCAAAAUUUAAGGAUGUAUUACAGAAAAUCUAUGAUGCAGAACGAUCAAGUAAUGGAGAUUCAAAGAACUUAACAUCGAAUAUCAUAAGUAAUCUAGCAUUAGAGGAGAAAUUGAGAGUUACCGAUAAGGAGUUAAAUGAGACUCAACAACAGUUUGACGUCACUAGGCAAAAAUUGAAUCAAUUAGAAACGGAUUAUAAAACCGCCACGCAUUAUGUUAAGGGAACCGAAAAAAUGUUGAGGAGAAUGAAAGAUGAAUUAACAAAGAAUAAAUCCGAAAGUUCUAAGUUAAAAUUACAGUUAUCAACCGCACAGCAUCAAAAUGAAGAUUUAGAAGAUAAAAUUUCUGAACUUGAGAACCAAAUGUCAUUACAAAAAGGAUUUCGUGCUUCAAGGCAAGAAUUUGCAAAUAUUAAACAAAUAGUUAUACAACGGGAAGAAUUUUUAAAAGAAAAGGAAGAAAUGGAAAAGAAGAUAUCAGAAUUAAGUAAACAAGUUGAACAUGCUAUGGAGGAGAAAUGUAUGUCUGAUCAAUCGUAUGAAGCUUUGAAAAAGGAAUAUGAUCACAUACGUAAAGAGUAUAACCUUUUACGUCAAACUGGUGAGUCACUAAAAGAACAAUUCUCCAGAACCGAUAGAGAGAUUAAAGAGCUGAAAGAUGAAUUAGAAGAAACUUUAUCACUAAAUGAACUUUUAAAUCAACAACUUGAUGAAGCUUUAAAAAAUAAUGGUCACGUAAAUGAAAAACGAUUUUCCGUAAUAAAUCGGGAACACCUUGCGAUUGAACAACAGAAAUGGAAGGCACAGAAAGAAUAUUUGGAACUACAAAUCAAAGAAAUCCAAGAAACAAAUGACCAACUUCAAAAUGAAAAUAUAGAAUUAGGCAAUAAGUUACAAGAUUCAGAAAACAAAAUAUCUUUGCUUUUAGAUCAAGUGGAAACUGCAGUUGUAAUAAAAGAAAAUCCAAGAGAUUCAAGAAUAAUAAACGCUUUAACAAAUGAAUUAGAUGUACUAAAAUCACAAUAUAAAAUUUCGGAUAAAUAG
Molecule: messenger RNA, 4353 nt
Organism: Funneliformis geosporum
Lineage: Eukaryota; Fungi; Glomeromycota; Glomeromycetes; Glomerales; Glomeraceae
Source: the annotation of a GenBank genome assembly